UAAGGGACAGGUAAAAGUUCACUCUUUGUCACCCGGGAUGCAGGAAAGGGAACUGAGGCUGAAAAGGUGUUUAAGAAAAUGUGUAGAAACACUCUGGAAUCUUAGCUCACUUGCUCCAAGAAGCUUCAUCCCCGCAACCUCUCCAUUGGAAUCUAUACGCCAUUGACCCUAUAGGAUUCUACUUUUAAUUCUUCACCACUUCAUUCAAACUCAUUUUUGUCAACAUGUGCACACCAGAGCCCACCUGCCCUGAAAAUGCCACCAUCUGCUCGGGCACAUCCUGCCUAGUGCCGCGAGAUCCGUUCAAUGACAUUCUCAACGUGGUGAUGAGUACCACGCUUACCGUCAUGCUUGCCUUGGUCAUGUUUUCAAUGGGCUGCACCGUCGAGGCAAGAAAGCUCUGGGUACACAUCCGCCGGCCAUGGGGCAUUUUUAUCGGUUUCCUGUGCCAGUUUGGCAUCAUGCCUUUCACUGCCUUUGCGCUUGCACUAAUUUUCAACGUGCUUCCAGUCCAGGCUGUAGUUAUCAUAGUUAUGGGCUGUUGCCCUGGAGGUUCCAGCUCCAAUGUUUUCUGCUACUGGCUUGACGGAGACAUGGACCUGAGCAUCAGCAUGACGGCAUGUUCCUCAAUCCUGGCUCUGGGAAUGAUGCCUCUUUGUCUGUUCAUCUACACCACAGUCUGGACUUCAGGCGAUGCUAUCCAGAUCCCUUACGACAGCAUCGGGAUCACGUUAGUGAGUUUGCUUGUGCCUGUCGCCCUUGGGAUAUACACAAAACAUAGAUGGCCUAACGCAGCCAAAAAGAUCCUCAAGGUGGGAUCCGUGGUGGGAAUCCUCCUAAUCAUCAUCAUUGCCGUCAUCGGUGGUGUGCUCUAUCAGUCCUCAUGGACCAUUUCUCCUUCGCUUUGGAUCAUCGGUACCAUUUAUCCAUUUAUCGGCUUUGGGUUGGGCUUUCUCCUCGCACGCUUUGUGGGACAACCUUGGCACAGGUGCCGUACCAUCGCAUUAGAAACUGGCAUGCAGAAUGCCCAGCUGGCAAGUACCAUUACCCAGCUGUCCUUCACCCCUGCAGAGCUUGAGGUCAUGUUCGCUUUCCCCUUAAUCUACAGUAUCUUCCAACUGGUUGUGGCUGUGGUUGCAGUGGGACUCCAUUACUCAAUCAAGCACUGUAGGCAGAAGAUAUCAGCGGACGAGGAUGGGGAAGGCACCGUUGAGGAUCAGAAUAAGCAGAAUUACGCCUUGGAGAAUGGUGGCUUUCACUGUGAUGAGAACGGCAACUCUGAGGAUAAGGACAAAGGUACAAAGUUGUGAGCUAAACAUCUUUCUGCUAGCCUGACUGGUCAACGAUGAUCUUCUGGAGACAUGAACUGUAAACAAGCUAUAAGCUCAAUCAGAGAGUGAAGAGUUAAAGUCGACCCCAGUCAACACAACUGGAUGCACUUUCCUACAUUAUAUACAUAGGCUAUAUAUAUAAACCUUCAAAU
Rhinichthys klamathensis goyatoka is the source of this 1483-nucleotide messenger RNA. It is a transcript of the gene slc10a2, whose product is annotated as solute carrier family 10 member 2. The record is from RefSeq and is a predicted model, not a curated record. Bases 225 to 1310 code for a protein of 361 amino acids. Gene Ontology annotation, biological process: bile acid and bile salt transport. Gene Ontology annotation, cellular component: apical plasma membrane. NCBI's taxonomy places the organism in Eukaryota, Metazoa, Chordata, Actinopteri, Cypriniformes, Leuciscidae. The transcript has 6 exons. Gene Ontology annotation, molecular function: bile acid:sodium symporter activity.